Molecule: messenger RNA, 3921 nt
Organism: Tinamus guttatus (white-throated tinamou)
Lineage: Eukaryota; Metazoa; Chordata; Aves; Tinamiformes; Tinamidae
Source: RefSeq, a predicted model, not a curated record
UUUACAACAGGUUUCUUGAAGAAGGUAACAACACUCAAAAUUGAUGAAAACCAGUUAAUUUACUUGCCGGACUCUAUAGGAGGGUUAAUAUCAGUAGAAGAACUGGACUGUAGUUUUAAUGAGAUUGAAACAUUGCCUUCAUCUAUUGGGCAACUCACUAACAUAAGGACCUUUGCUGCAGAUCAUAACUUUCUAACACAGUUGCCACCAGAGAUAGGAAACUGGAAGCAUGUAACAGUGUUGUUUCUUCAUUCUAAUAAGCUUGAAUUUCUCCCUGAAGAUAUGGGUGAUAUGCAGAAAUUGAGAGUCAUCAAUCUAAGUGACAAUAGACUGAAGAACUUGCCCUUUACCUUUACAAAACUGCAGCAGCUCACAGCUAUGUGGCUGUCAGAAAAUCAGUCUAAACCACUUAUCCCUCUUCAAAAAGAAACUGACCCUGAGACACAGAAAACUGUGCUUACCAACUACAUGUUUCCCCAGCAGCCAAGGACUGAGGAUGUUAUGUUCAUAUCUGAUAAUGAAAGCUUCAACCCAUCUUUGUGGGAGGAACAGAGGAAACAGCGUGCUCAGGUGGCUUUUGAAUGUGAUGAAGACAAAGAUGAAAGGGAGGCACCACCUCGGGAGGGCAAUCUGAAGAGAUAUCCAACUCCAUAUCCUGAUGAACUGAAGAAUAUGGUCAAAACAGUCCAGACAAUUGUGCACAGACUAAAGGAUGAAGAAUCUGCAGAAGAUACUGCCAAGGAGUCAAAACGAGAAGGCCCAGCAGUUUCUGUAAAAGAUGUGGGGGUAAAGACAUCAGAAAUCGCUCCAGUUAAAAACAAAGCAGAGGAGAGAAAGCAAUUUUUUGUGCAGAAGCCUACUGAACCAGAAGCUGAGCACAGCACUGCAAAUUCGCAGAUGACUGCACUUGUUAAAACCUUAAAGAACACAAAAACAGUUGUCAACCAUGAAGACACGCUCGAGGAGUCAGAAGAACUCUCCUCUGAUGAAGAGAUGAAAAUGGCAGAAAUGCGGCCUCCAUUGAUAGAAACCUCAAGGAAUCAACCAAAAGUGGUAGCUCUUAGCAAUAACAAAAAAGAUGAUUUAAAAGAUGCCGAUUCCUUGUUGGAUGAGCCUACCCACAAUAGCAAUCAAAAUAACAGCAACUGUUCCUCUCCUUCUCGAAUGUCAGAUUCAGUUUCCUUAAAUACUGAUAGCAGCCAAGAUGUUUCUCUCUGCUCUCCAGACAAAGAAACGCCUGCAGCUGUUUUAUCCAAAAUCAGACGAGAAGAUGAAAAUUUGAAUAGUCUUCUGCAAAAUGGAGGUGAAUUAAAUAUUACAGUAGAAGAAAAAAUAAAUGUGCAAGACAAGGUUACAAAUUUGUCUGAUUAUGAAUUAAGCGUUGAAGAAAGAUUAGGCCUGAUAGGAAAAGGUGUUGAUCUGAACACUCCUAUCGACGAGUCUCACAAAUUAGACCAAAUAAACAUGAACAUCAAUAAGCUGGCUAGUGAAGAGCCCGUACAAGUUCCCAUGGAAAGAUUAAAACCACAGGAAAUAGCAUCAGUAAAAGGGUUUUUGAAUAACAAUGUGAAAGAAGAAAACGAGCAACUGGAAAAUGGAAAUAAAUAUCCUAUACAUAAAGUAAAUGGGCAUCCUGAGGAAGCAGUAGACUCUCCCAUUAGAGAAGUAAUGCGCAGCACUACAGUUGAAGGUGAUUCACCUGUUGAGCUGCCUGUUUCAAAAAGCACUGAAAAUCUGUCCCCCCAGAGAAGUGCUUCUGUGGUGAAAUCGCACAGCAUCACCAGUAUGGAUCCUGGGGCUCUGAAAAUCUAUGACAUUGUCAAUGACAACGGACCUCAGCAGCCAAACGCAGCAGCUAAGUCAGUGUCUAGUAGCACAGAUGGAAAAAAUAUAGUGAGGAGUAAAUCCGCUACUGUUCUGUAUGAUCAGCCUUUGCAAGUUUUUCCUGGAUCAUCAUCGUCAUCCGAUUUAAUAUCGUCUACAAAGACAGUGUUCAAGUUCGACUCGAAUCACAACCCCGACGGUGCUAGCGCGGUGCGAGGGUCAGUUGCGAGCGGAGCCCCGCUGUUCUGCGCCCCGCAGUACAACAUCCAGUACAGCAGCAGGGACUACUUAACCUACAGGGAUUUGCAUUCAGUGGGAAGAGCUGCACCCGUCAUGUCUGGGCAUCAGAGACCUCUUUCUGCCAGGACAUACAGCAUUGAUGGUCCAAACCUACCCCGACCUCAGAGUGCUCGACCCUCCGUGAAUGAAAUACCAGAAAGAACUAUGUCAGUUAGUGACUUUAAUUACUCACGGACUAGUCCGUCAAAGAGAUCCAAUCCGAGGGUUAACUCUGAGCAUUCUUUACUAGACCCUCCAGGAAAGAGCAAAGUCCCUCACGACUGGAGGGAACAGGUGUUGCGACACAUCGAGGCUAAGAAACUAGAAAAGAGCAUGCUGUCUAGGUCCUUUAAUUCCACUUUGGCUGCGGCUAGCAGCUUUGCCCCUGGCAGCUCUAGGGAUCUGCAUGGCAGCCAGGGUAGUGUUGUGGACGGAAGAGCUGCUGCUGUGCACAUUGCUCGACAUCCCCAGGCUUGUGCUCCAGGAGAGCACUGCCCAGAUGAGGUGUUCCUCUCGGGACAGCAGAAUUACUCGUCUGCCACCCUCAGCCUCAAAGAUCUUCACCCGGACAGCAUGAAGAAAGUAGCUGUGCAGGUACCUUUGACAAAUGGACAAAUGUGCCAGCCUCAAAGACCACAGGCCAACUACAGCCAAGUCCAUCACCUCCCUCCUCAAGCGUCAGUAGCAAGACAUCCAUCUAGAGAGCAGCUGAUUGAUUAUCUGAUGUUAAAGGUUGCUCACCAGCCUCCCUAUGUACCAUCCCAGUGUUCUCCCAGACAGAGCCAUGAAUUGGUCAAGCAAGAGAUUCGAGUGAGAAUUGAGAAGGAUCCUGAGCUUGGAUUUAGUAUAUCGGGAGGAGUUGGCGGCAGAGGAAAUCCAUUCAGACCUGAAGAUGACGGUAUAUUUGUAACAAGAGUGCAACCCGAAGGACCAGCAUCUAAGCUAUUGCAGCCUGGAGAUAAAAUAAUUCAGGCUAAUGGCUACAGCUUCAUCAAUAUUGAUCACGGACAAGCAGUAUCUUUGCUAAAGACUUUUCAGAAUGCAGUGGAGCUCAUCAUUGUGCGAGAGGUUUCUUCAUAAAUACUGUGGAUAUGGGGAAAAAGCCAACAAGGUUCAUCGGAGACUUAUGGGGAAUUGAAUAUUUUGACUAUUUUUAUAUAUGAAAGGGACUUGAACUAUGAUCAAAAUUUGUACAGGAGAUGAAAUAUUGAACUUGUGGUUAAAGGGGGAAAAACCACUGUAUAGAACAUACAGGAAAUCAUUUUGGAAAUGCAUAUGGUGAAUAAACUUGUUUUUAAGCAUUAUAGCAAUCUAAGGAUCACUCCUCCAAGAACAAACCUGUGUUGUUUUUUUGUACAGAUAGUAGGUUUAUUUUUGGAUAAUUCAUACACAUUACUAAACUUUGUGCAAGGCUUUGAGAAGUCUGAGGUUGUAGCCCAUGGACAGAUGGCAGGGCUGUCUGUCCUGUAGCUCUUUAUUGCCUUUCUUUUUAUUCACCAGAUAUUAAUGUGUUAGCAAAACCACUUGUGUAGAUGUGGGCAGGAGAUAUGAAACGUUGGCUUUGCUAUGUGCAUGUUGUCCAGAUGAACGGGUAGAUGGAAGGUGGUGCUGGUUGGACAGAAGAAAGGCCGGGUGAAACAACUAUUUGCUAUCUAAAUCUGGAGUCAAGAGCGAUGAGAAAUGGUGUAGUUCUGGCGUGUACGUCUACCAGUAGAAAAUGCAAUAACAGCUUAUGGUGUUUUUAGGAAGACUAUAAUUACAAAUUUGUGAUCAUCUACAGGAUUUGUUCUAAAGGUAGUCAUUGAAUAUUCAUUUGCC